Polypterus senegalus (gray bichir) is the source of this 6917-nucleotide messenger RNA. It is a transcript of the gene parp4, whose product is annotated as poly (ADP-ribose) polymerase family, member 4. The transcript has 39 exons. NCBI's taxonomy places the organism in Eukaryota, Metazoa, Chordata, Cladistia, Polypteriformes, Polypteridae. Bases 124 to 5547 code for a protein of 1807 amino acids. Gene Ontology annotation, molecular function: NAD+ poly-ADP-ribosyltransferase activity. The record is from RefSeq and is a predicted model, not a curated record.
AGAAGUGGGAGGGGGGCGGACGGCUGGGUCCAGGAAGUACAGCCUGUGCGCGAUUUGUUCGGCGGGCCUGACCUCCUCACCACUGUUGAGCGGUGUCCGUCCGCGACUGGUCCGCAGUUUGCCAUGGGUAUCUUUAAGGACUGUUCCAUAGUUCUGGAACUGAAAAAUCUACCAAUAAAGGAGAAGAACAAUCUGAAGGCCCUGAUUAAAGAAAAUGGAGGGAGUGUUACAUAUGUGAUCAAUAAAAAGUGUACGCAUGUUGUUGCAAAUUGUUUGGACCACUUGAGUCCUAACAGGAAAAAGAGUAUUGACAAGUUCCAGAUACCAGUUGUUACAACAAACUACAUUUUCAAAUGCUGCGACGAAAAAAAUCUGCUGAAUGUGCAAGAAUAUACUUCUGCUGAAACCAUUCUUCAUAAACAAAGUAAAGACAAUGCAGUUGAGAUUGACAUUAUUCCACUUCUCGAUGAAUUUCCUAGAAAACCAUUGGAAAUAGUGAAAGAAAACUCUGUGGACCUUUUCAGAAUUUACACAGAAAAUGAACCCAAUUUACCAAAGUUUUCCUCUGAAUUUGAAGUUGCAAAAUAUGCUGUUCUGCUUAAGACGACUGGAAGUGAAAUAUCGCUUGCUGUAAUAGAAGUUCAGUGCGCAACAGAAACUCAAUGGUGUCCUUUCCGUGUAACUUGCUAUAGUGGAGAACUUCAAAAUGAACAGGUCAAGAGGAAGAAGAAAGAGCUGAUUUUUUCUUCCACUUCAGAAGUAGCUUUGAGAUCAUUUGGAUUCUUCAUGAAGAAUCUUCAAAAAGAUGGAUUUGUUUUGCAGAAAAAGCUACCAGCUGCUGUGAAAUUAUUGGCUUCUGAGAAACUGCAAAAGGUGCUACUUGAAGAAGCCUUGAGCAGCAGUAUUAUCUCUCAAGAAGUAGGAGUUUUUGUUGAAUUGAUUUGGACAGCAGCACAUGGAUGCCUUAAUGAAGUGCUUUCUUGUCCCAUCAACAGUAUCAGCCCAAAUGAUGUAAUCAGAGCAGAAGGGGUUCUUCAUCGUGCACGAAAAGCUAUGGAAAGUAGUUGCAGUUUUUCUGACCUGAAAAUCAUCAUGUCUGAGUUCUUCCGUAUCAUCCCACAUAAAUGUAUUGCUGAACCAUUCAUCAACAUGAGGACAAUUUCACAGAAGCAGGACCUAUGUCAGUUAAUUAGGGAUAUUGUCAAUGUAAGUGAAUCCACUUUCUGGAGCCCUACACCCUCAUCACUUGCCAAAUACCGAGCCCUGAGGUGCAGCAUUGAACAUUUAGAACCAGAAACAGAAGAAUACUUUAACCUUACAAAACUUUUAACACCACAUGGUAAAAGUUUUCUUCCAGUGACUCUUCACCGUAUUUUCCACGUUAGUAGAGUGGAUGAAAUGCUUGACUUCCAGAGAAAGCUCGGCAAUGUGCAGCUUCUGUUUCAUGCAUCUUCCUUGAGCAAAUUUGUUGGUAUUCUGUCUCGUGGUUUGCUGUUGCCAAAGGUAGCAGUUGAACAACAUGGAAUUGCUAGAACAGAUGUUGGUAAUCUUGGAAGUGGCAUAUACUUCAGCAAUGACAUAAGAACAGCCAUGAAAUAUUCGUCACCUAAUGAAAUAGAUGGAACGUGCAUACUGGUGGUUUGUGAAGUGGCACUGGGUCUGUGCAAGCAACUAACCCAGAAAGAUUGUAGUUUGACAAGUGCACCAGAUGAAUACCACAGUGUGCAUGGAGUCCGUAACACACCACAGAAACCCACUGAAUUUGAGGAUGAUGAGUUUGUUGUAUAUAAUAUCAACCAGAUACAAAUGAAGUAUGUGAUCCAGUUUUGUUUGGAUAAAGACAGUAUCACUAUAUAUGAGCCACAAGUUAACCUUACUGGUGAAGAAGUCAUUCCAUAUGAGUUGGAUGCCCAAGUCACAGACACUGAUAGCAACAAGGAACAUAUAAACCCACUUCUCGGGGUGACUGCUGGUCUUCAGGACAGCUCUGGAAAUCAAAUUCCUCUAGAAAGCGUUCAUAUUAAAGGUCGGAUGAUGGAUCUUCUGGCACAGGUGGUGGUUUUUCAGACAUAUACCAACCAUUCUUCAACUCCAAUAGAAGCCAAGUAUGUUUUUCCAUUGGACGAAACAGCAGCUGUGUGUGGGUUUGAAGCAUUUAUUAAUGGAAAGCAUGUAAUAGGAGAGGUUAAAGAGAAAGAAGAGGCAAGACAAGAGUAUCAGCAAGCAAUUAGAGAGGGUCAUGGAGCUUACCUUAUGGACCAAGAUGCACCUGAUGUGUUUACAAUUAGUGUUGGAAAUCUCCCACCAGAAGCUACAGUUCUUAUCAAGAUCACGUAUGUAACUGAACUUUCUGUGAAUUUUGGAUUAAUCAGUUUCCGGUUACCAGGAAGUGUGGCACCAUGGCAACAGAGCAAAGCCUUAAAUGAAAAAACACAGGACACAUUAGAGAAAGUUAAAGUUAGUGAAUUUCAGAAGGAAGGGGGGUUUAUGUUGGAUAUGUCUGUUGAAAUGCCAUAUGAAAUCCAAGAGAUCUGGUCUGAAACACACAAUAUUGAUCUUAAGAAAACAGAGUGUAAAGCUGUCAUUAGAACCAAGGAGGGCAGUUCUUUAGGAUCUGAUGGUUUCAGCCUCAGUGUUCGCUUGUCUGAAUUAUACCUGCCUAGGAUGUGGGUGGAGAAGCACCCAGACAAAGAGAGUCAGGCUUGCAUGUUAGUAUUUUGCCCAGCGUUUGACUCCAACAGCUUGCCUGAAGGUAGUGAAGUUGUGAUCCUCUUGGACAAUUCCAAUUCCAUGAAAGGGUCAAAGCUGCAGGAGGCCAAACAAAUUGCAGUCCUGGCCUUGGAGGCACUUGAAUGCAAGACUAAUGUUAUCAUGUUUGGAACAGAUUAUAAUGAACUUUUUCCCUAUCCAGAGGAUAUUCAUACUGGCCUUGCUGCUGCUAAAACAUUUAUACUUGGUACACCAGAAUUAAUGGGUAACACUGAUCUGUGGAGACCUUUGCGCAAUUUAAGCUUAUUACCUCCAUCAAAAGGUCUUCGUAACAUACUUUUGAUAUCUGAUGGACACCUACAAAAUGAAGGACUUACCCUGAGGCUUGUUACAGAAAAUGUUUGCCACACUAGAGUCUUUACUUGUGGGAUUGGCUCCACGGCAAAUCGGCAUAUGCUUAGAACCUUGGCUCACAGUGGAGGUGGAGCUUAUGAAUUUUUUGACACAAAAACAAAGUACACUUGGAAAGACAAGAUUUCCUCUCAGGUGAAACGAAUGGCAUCACCUGCUUGCACUUCUGUGUCUGUAAAGUGGCAGCAAUUCAAUCAACAUAACCCAAAACCUAUCCAGGCCCCAGCACAGCUGCACUCUUUAUUCAGUGAGAAUCAGUUACUCCUUUACGGGUUUGUGCCACAUUGCACACAGGCCACACUAUAUGGAAAAAUCAGCAAUCAAGAAAUUGAGACCAUGGUGUCUACCACUGAACUGCAGAAGACUAAAGGGACAAUGCUUCAUAAACUUACGGCAAGAGCUCUAAUCAGAGACUAUGAGGAAGGAAUACUACAUGCAGAUGGUAUUGAGCAUGAGGCAAAGAAAUCUGAAUUAAAACCAUUCAUUAUUUCACUGAGCAAAGAAUACUCCAUAGUGACUCAAUAUACAAGCUUCAUAGCAGUUGAAAAAAGGGAUGUGGAUAAACAACAAGAUUUCAGCGAGACUAAUAUAACGGAGCUGAUCUCACAAGAAGAUAUUGACUGUUUACCCUAUUUAGGUUGGGAACAGGAUUUGAAGGCAGCUUCAAUUUUCUCUGAGGAGGACUCUGACAGCGGAUCCAGCAGUUAUGUUCUUGACUAUCUUAACUUGUUCUCAGAUAUUCACCCUUGUGCAGAAGAUGUAGAGGAUAUCUCAUUAAAAAUGGAUUUCAGAAGUGGAUUUGCUGAAUAUUGUGAAAUGGAUAGUUUUGUUCAGGAUUACCGGGAAAUUUCAUCAGACAUCUUUGUUUCUAAAAGAGCUGUAAAGGAAAUAAUUCCUGCAGUUGAUGGGCUUCCACUUCCUCCUCCUCCUCCUCCUCCUCCUCCCCCUGAUCUUCCAGAAGGAAUGGGAAUGUCACGCAUAAUAUUGCAUGAUAUGUCAACAGAAUGUUCAACUUCUGAGCCUCUUGAGUCUUUUCUUCUACAUCGUGGUUCUUCUGUACGAGCAAACAGAAGAAAGUCAAGGCGGUAUAUACCUGCUUUUGAUGAAGGUUCAGAUCAUAUGGCUCAGGGUUUACACAUGAAAUUGUCUGGUUUGUCAGGCAUAUCUUCAACUUCUGGGCCUCCUGCUUCUAUUCUUCCUCAUAAUGUUCCUUUUGGUCUUACACAAGCAAGGGAACAAGAUUUACAAGACAGUCUGCCUCUUUGUGCUAAGCCAUGUCUACCAGCACAACAAAUGAUUCAACCAAGUCCACCAUUACUUGGGGUUGUGGUACCAAAAACGCCAAAGUUUGGACAAGCAAUGACUCAAAAAAGUCCCCAGAUUACUGGAAUAAUGUCCUUUGGAGAAAGACAGAUUCAACAAAGUCCACCAAUUGCUGAGAGUGCAUUCUUUAAAUCAUCAUUUAAUCAACAACGUUUAUCAUUUCCAAUGAUAACUGGAAAGUCAUCCUUUCACCAACCAUCACCUCCUGUCCCGGGUCAAUUAUUUGGACAAGCCACGAUUCAACCAAGUCUACUGUUUGCUAGGAGUGAGGCUGAUCAGUGUGAUUUGAUUCAACCAAGUCGGUCAUUUACAAGAUAUAUGUCACCUGCACCUGGAGCACAACCAGUACUCCAUUCAAGUCUGCCUCUUUUUGAAAAGAUGCAUUGUGCAGGUUUUUCCGGUGGAUUUGGUGCUUCUACAAAUAUAAUGUUGAAACCUUCUAAAUCCUCAUACCUUCUCCCAGAGUUUAUGCACACUGAUCCUCAAGCAGCUGCCGUGAAAGCACAAAGAAGAAAACAGGAUCUGGUAUCUUGGGCAAAUAUAUUUCUACUCCAGCAUGUGGAUGGCUAUUGGGAAGCUACUUCAGAACUAGGAGCCUUACUAGAUGUCAACAUGGAUUAUUUUGCCAAUGUUUUCCUGAAAGAAAAGGGAAUCAUGUCUUUGGGUUUGAAAGCAAAGGAAAAUAUCCUGAGACUCCUUGCCACACUUCUAGUGAUUCAGCUCAUACGUUACACCAUGCAACUGAACGGCAUUGUCCUGAAGUCUCUCUUCCAUCUGGAGCAUAACAAAGAUGAGAGUUCACCUUAUCUGUUAUCUGUGGAGAAAGCAAUCAAGUGGGCUAAAGCAGCAGACAAACGCUACCCAUGCAUUUGCAGUAGACUUCAGAUUGGAAGAGAUAUGGAAACAACAACACGACAACUCUUGAACAUUGACCCAAUAAAGGAAAACUCCCCAUUAUGGUUGUUUAUCACCAAGCAGUCUAUAAGUGGGAUAAACAAGCCAUUUAUAUUUGGAAACUCCACCAUUUUUGGAACCUCAAAUCAGCAAUCAUGUCUUGGUAUGGGAAGUGCGUUAGGUGGUUUCAGUUUUGAAACAUUUGCAUAAUGCUUCUUAGAGUUAGGGAUGUUUAUCUUUCUUAUGGUAUAUUUUAAAUCAAAAUGCGCUAGAAUUGUCAGCCUAUUUGAAUUCUGUGUUUUUAUCUCUUAUUUUAAUUGGUUAACUUUAUUUAGGGUGUCUAUAAAGUCCUGGAGCAAUUUGAGUUUUUAAUAAACGUGCAUGAAGAAUCUAUAAAAAUGUAACAGAAAGGAAAUUUCUUAAGCUUAUAACAUAAUUAAAGAUUGCAAUAUAAAUCCACUGUCAGAUAAGAUAAGCAUAUGAUAUUUGAGGUAUAUUCUGCAGGGGGUUUUUUGAGCUGUGACACUGAUCAAAAGGAUUAUCUUAGAGUAAAGAUCAUUUAUACACUAACGUUUUGUGAGUAAACCUCAUUUUUAACUUGGCCCCACAGAGCAAAAUGUUAUAGGAUCAAAUGCAGACAUCAGACAAGUUAGUCAGAGUAACCAUCUCCUCUUUAAUCAAAGUCAUUUGGUAUAGAGUGGAUUUUAAUAUCUCUAAAAAUAACAGAAGGAAGGUAAAAUAGUCAUCAACAUCCAUCCGGGUCACGGGGGUCUGCUGGAGCCAAUCCCAGCCAACACAGGGCGCAUGUUGCAAUUUACAGAUGUUUAUGUCAGUGACUUUUUAGAAAUGUAUUAGGACGUGCAUAUACUGUAUAGGAGGACAUCUUUUAAACGUACCAUUGAAUAGGAUGCAAAUACAGCUUGGAACAAUGUGAUGUUCAAGUAUUUUUCAAAGAUAGUCAUCAUGAGACACAGUUACUUGAGCUGUGGUGAUGAAGUUAUCUUUGGACAAAGAAGGCAUUUAUAAUUUACACUGUGCUAACAAUAUGCACGGUGUCAAAAAAUAUUAAUUUACACUUUGUCUUCUGCACUCACGGAGAUUCAGUGGUGUGCUAGUGUGUUCUUCACAACCAACGUCCACACUUUGCAAAGAAAGUAUAUUACAGUUGUUGCUUUCAUUAUUCUCUGGAUAGUUACACAUUUUUUUAAAAUGCUUUUGUCAUGUUUUGAACUAUUUAAACUUCCGUGAUAAUGUAUCCUUUCGUCUACAUCUGUUUAAUCAGAGUGAUGAUUAUGAAAGUAGCCAAAAGCAAGAAUGGCUUUGUGUCUUCACCCAUUUUGUGUUUUUAUUUACAAAAUCACCACCGAGCCUAGAAUAUCCUCAGCUUUUGAACUGGUAAGCUGUUGGCACAAGAUCUGUUCAGGCGUAUGUGUUGUUUGAGCCAAAGUACUACACUUGCUGACACAAAGAGAUUAUGAUUGUGCUACUGACCUUUUCCUGAUUUAUUAUUUGCUCUAUUUACAUCUUAAACAGAAGAAUACUUGUAUGUAAAAGUGCAAUAAAAACAAGGUUCACAAUGA